AUGGAAUCCAUCGCAGACCAGCAAAGACAACCCCUUCCCAGUCCUACCUUGGAUGUCAAGCAUUCGGUUCUGCCUCCGAAGCAAUGGGACCCAGCAAGCGCCUUUCUCACUGAGCUCGAGGAUAUGAUGGCUCAUGAACUCUUUUCUAUUGCGCCGAAGAUAUAUAGUUACCAAGAAAUCCCCUCUGCUGGCUUCAUCCGUCUCUUGACAUUAGAACCAGGCUUCAAGGAGAGGCCCCUCCGUGGCUCACUCAAACAAGUCCGCAUCGACAAGCUUCCUCGCUAUGAAGCACUUUCCUACUGCUGGGGUUCUUCCGAUAAGCCUCGAUCCAUCGAACUUGACAACGGAUCUUUAAAUAUCACCGAAUCACUUCAUUCCGCACUUGUCCGGCUCCGUCGGCUUACCAAAUCCCGCCUCAUCUGGGCUGAUGCUUUAUGCAUUAAUCAAGAUGACAAUCUCGAGAAAAAUCACCAGAUUUUGUUGAUGAGGCAGAUUUACUCCUCAGCAUUCAGAACUCUGGCAUACCUUGGUGAUGAAGCGGAUAGUAGCGAUUCUGCGAUUCAGCUCCAUGAGAAGAUUGGAGGGAUCAGUUUCAGUGGUCUGCCGGAGAAAUUCGUUACCAUGGAAUGGCUACAGUCUCAUGGCCUCCCAGAGUACCAGGAUCCUGCAUGGUUAGCCUGGUCAAUUUUAUGGCGUCGUCCUUGGUUCCGUAGAGCGUGGGUACUACAAGAGUUUGUCCUGGGUAAAGACAUAGUGCUCAUCUGCGGCCAAAAGAAGAUCAAUUGGAAAAGGUUCGUCAGUGCCACAGAGAAGAUGCAAGAAUUCAAUCUCCUCAAAUGGACGACUACUGGCGAGGCUCUUGACGAUGGCAUCAACGAUGCAUAUUCGGGUGCUGCUGCGAUGCUGGCAAUGAUGGCAGUCAAAUCCGGGUCCAGCCUCAGCUCGGGGAUUGCGUAUUACAUUCGAAGCUUCAGCGAAGCCGACGAGAGCACACUCCAGCAAUUAGAGUCCCAUAAAUCUCUAGCGGAGAAACUACCUGGCUUGAAAGAUACGAUUAUGAUGCUUCGCAAAGAUCCGUCGUUGGUUGAGCCUACCAUAAAAAUGCUCGAGGAGAAUAUGGGAGCUUUCGGACUCAGCGAAUUGACUGAUCCAAGUAUCCAUCAACCACUCAUCAAUCUUCUUUUCAUGUUUGAUAGGAGUGAGGCGACGGACCCCCGAGAUCGACUUUUCGCGCUGCUUGGACUGGCGUCUGAUGGCACUGAUGAGGACUUUCGACCCGAUUACAAUGAAUCCAUCGAUUCGUUAGCUAGACGCUUCAGUCAAGGCUUCAUUGAAAAGGGACAUGGAAUGCAAGUACUGCAUCUUGCUGGCCUCUCAAAUGAACUGCCAACCUGGCCUUCUUGGGUGCCGGAUUGGACUCGGACGGGAGUGGUGGAGAGAAAAGUUCUCUGUGCUCGCACCAUAUGGGCACCUGUUGAUAACAAUUCUUACAAAGCGGGAGGAGAUCUCUUACCGAACAUCAGAAUUAGCCAGAACCCAAAUGUGCUGCUCGUAUCAGGGAGCAGAGUGGAUACGAUUUCACAGCUCGGCAUGGACGCUUCAAGUAUUAUAUCACCCACAACUACCGACAUCUUCAUCCUCAGGGAAUUCUUCGCCUCAGCAGACGACGUCAUCGGCCCAGACUCAUCAAAAGUCUACCCUCCAACGGGCGAGAAUAUGGACGAAGUCUACUGGCGCACGCUCAUUGCGAACAAAGGCAUGAAUUCCGCGGAAGCAACUUCAGAAUAUGCGCUUCAGUACGAAGAAUGUAGGCGGUUCUUCGACACUAAUACCUUAGAGUCCUUGACUUCUGUUGAGCAGCUGCUCUCCCUGAACCUGUAUUAUGGAUGUGUAGCAUCGCUGCUUGCCACAUCUAGGGUAUGUAAGACGGUCAAUGGAUUUGUCGGGGUAGUUCCUAUCGGUGCAGGGGUUGGAGAUUUGGUGGCUGUCUUUGCUGGUGGCGCGAUGCCCUUUGUUUUGCGGCCUACUGAGGAGAUCGAAGGUGGCUUUAGGCUUCUUGGAGGGUGUUAUAUGCAUGGCUUGAUGAGAGGGGAGGCUGUGCAGUCGCCGCUUUGGAAGGAGGAAGAAUUCGAGUUGCAUUAA
Molecule: messenger RNA, 2142 nt
Organism: Cadophora gregata
Lineage: Eukaryota; Fungi; Ascomycota; Leotiomycetes; Helotiales; Ploettnerulaceae
Exons: 1
Coding region: 1-2142 (713 amino acids)
Source: RefSeq, a predicted model, not a curated record